AUGGUAAGCUUCGUUGUGGUUUUGGUAAUCGUUUUGACAUCGUUGUUGGCGGUUGUUCCAGUGUCGGAGGCACAGCUCCGACGAGAUUUCUAUGCCGAUGUCUGCCCUAACGUCGAAAGCAUAGUUCGAAAAGCUGUAACUAAGAAGUUCAAACAAACAUUUGUCACUGUUCCUGCCACCCUUCGCCUCUUCUUCCACGAUUGCUUUGUUCAGGGAUGUGAUGCAUCAGUGAUGAUUGCUUCAGAUGGAAGUAACACGGCGGAGAAGGAUCACCCUGAUAAUCUUUCAUUAGCUGGCGAUGGAUUUGAUACCGUCAUCAAAGCCAAAGCGGCAAUCGACGCUGUGCCGGGAUGUAAAAAUAAAGUCUCAUGUGCUGAUAUUCUCGUGAUGGCUACUCGAGACGUCAUUUCACUGGCCAGAGGACCUUCCUAUGCAGUGGAGCUAGGAAGAAAGGAUGGGCUUGUUUCAAGGGCUUCAGAUGUGGAAGGAAAAUUGCCACAACCAACCUUUAAUCUCAAUCAACUUAAUGCCAUGUUUGCUGCCAAUGGUCUUUCUCAAACUGACAUGAUUGCUCUCUCUGCUGCGCACACCGUAGGAUUCUCCCACUGCAGCAAAUUUGCAAACAGAAUAUACAAUUUCAGCCGUACAAAUCCAGUUGAUCCAACACUGAACCCGACAUACGCAGCCAAGCUCCAAGCCAUGUGUCCCAAAGACGUGGAUCCAAGGAUAGCCAUAGAUAUGGAUCCAAACACUCCUAGAAGGUUUGACAAUAUGUAUUUCAAGAAUCUCCAGCAAGGAAUGGGCCUUUUCACUUCUGACCAAAUCCUCUUCACUGACCCAAGGUCCAAGUCCACUGUCAAGAUUUGGGCCCAUAGUGGACAAACCUUCUACAAGGCCUUCAUUGAUGCCAUGACCAAGUUGGGUCGGGUCGGAGUCAAGACCGGAUCCGAUGGCAACAUUCGCACCGACUGUGGCGUUUUUAACUCUUGA
Molecule: messenger RNA, 990 nt
Organism: Benincasa hispida (wax gourd)
Lineage: Eukaryota; Viridiplantae; Streptophyta; Magnoliopsida; Cucurbitales; Cucurbitaceae
Product: peroxidase 51-like
Biological process (GO): hydrogen peroxide catabolic process; response to oxidative stress
Molecular function (GO): peroxidase activity; heme binding
Source: RefSeq, a predicted model, not a curated record